Durusdinium trenchii is the source of this 1506-nucleotide messenger RNA. The record is from the annotation of a GenBank genome assembly. NCBI's taxonomy places the organism in Eukaryota, Dinophyceae, Suessiales, Symbiodiniaceae.
AUGCUUCCCGGCUGGAUGGGCUGCGCAUCAAGAGGGCAUCCUCCAGCCCGCGUGGUUCGACCAGUCCCGGAUUGGGGUCACGACAUUGGCCAGUUGGCAGCCUGUGCGCAAGGUGCCGACGGAAGUGGCGUGACCCGCACUUCACGAACAGGGCCUGGCGCAUAUUUCUGUCGCCAUGGCUCGCCAUUCUCACGGUCCAGCGAAGGCGUUGUCAUGAAGAUCCACCUUUUGCCCAAGAAGGCCAGCAGGCGCUACGAGACGCUGAACAUGCUGCUCGCCUUCUUCGACGGCCCGGAGAAGUGCCGGCUCACCGUGCCCGACGAGGCCUUGGCCUUGGAGUUUUCCGCGGUGAUGAGCUCCGAAUUCAUCCAGGAGCAAGAACAGCUCCGAAAGAAGGUCAACGCCAUGGCGAAGGUGCUUGACCUCUCCAGACCGUUGAUUGCCAUGUUGUCGGCCUUGCCCUUCAAGGCGGCCGAACACGCCAUGAACUGCUUCCAGAUUGAGGAGCGCGCACCUUGCGUCUAUGCAGCUUUGCUGCCCGACAACGACAAGGAAGAGUCAGAUCCAGGAGAAGAGGAGGUGAGGACGUUGAACCUGAGCGGCGACGUGAAGCGCACCGUGGGGAUCCUCCACAAGUGGGAGAACGAGAGGGGCUUUGGAUUCAUCCACGAUGAGAACGACACCAGCGAUCCGCCUUUGGACAUCUUCGUGCACCGCACCAACCUCAUGGGUUGCGCGCCAGGCUACCCGGUGGAUCUCCAGGAAGGCCGCCGGAUUUGCUACAUCCCGGGCUUCCAGGACGGCCGCACCCGGGCCAUGAGCGCCGCCAUGAUCGACGAGGACUUCAACGUGGACCCGGUGCAUCUGCGGCGGCCCCGCAAAGCCAAAGCGGCGGAGCAGAGCAAGGAGCGCAAGAUCGCCAAACUCAAGGAGGCCAUCGAGAGAGAGGAGCAUCCUUUGUCGAAGAGCUUCAUGCAGUUCUUGGCCACUGCGGAGAUGCAGGAAGUGAUUCAGGAGAAGCGCCAGGAGGGCGAAGCAUGGCUUCGCUGCUUGGGUUUGCUGCGGCAGCCGCCGGGGGGGAAGCGCGACGACAUCUUGUGGCGGAAGGAGAUCGAUCGGCGCGUGGACAUCUUCUUGGACCUGAAGACGUCACCGCUGACGAAGAAGGACAUCGACUACCGCUGCAAGCGCAUCCUCACAGAGUUCUGCAUGCGGAGCAGCGCGGUGCGUGUGAGCGAAGCCUUGGCCAUGGUGGAGAAGAGCACCUCAGGGAAGCGCCGGGAGGAGGUGCGCAGCUGGCCGGCCUAUGUGGCCACGUUGCUGCGCCGCUUCGACCCCGAGAUGACCGCCCAGAUGGAGAAGAAGCCCAAGGAGAAGGCGGAGCCGAAGAAGGAGAAGGAAACCAACGAGUCUCCAGGGAGGGAGGAGGAGAAGGACAGUGGCAGCAGCAGCGAGCCACCCGAGGCUUCGACCGCGCCCGCGGGCGCGGCCUUCGCCUUCCAGUGA